AUGGCGGAAACACUGGAAUUCAACGACAUCUACCAGGAGGUGAAAGGCUCCAUGAAUGAUGGUCGGCUGAGGUUGAGCCGCCAAGGCAUCAUCUUCAAGAACAGUAAGACGGGCAAAGUGGACAACAUCCAGGCCGGGGAGCUGACGGAAGGCAUCUGGCGCCGAGUGGCUCUGGGCCACGGACUGAAACUGCUCACAAAGAACGGCCACGUCUACAAGUAUGACGGCUUCCGAGAAUCGGAGUUUGAGAAACUCUCUGAUUUCUUCAAAACUCACUAUCGCCUUGAGCUAAUGGAGAAGGACCUCUGUGUGAAGGGCUGGAACUGGGGAACGGUGAAGUUUGGUGGGCAACUGCUUUCCUUUGACAUUGGCGACCAGCCGGUCUUCGAGAUACCCCUCAGCAACGUGUCCCAGUGCACCACAGGCAAGAACGAGGUGACGCUGGAGUUCCACCAGAACGAUGAUGCAGAGGUCUCGCUCAUGGAGGUGCGCUUCUAUGUGCCCCCCACCCAAGAGGAUGGCGUGGACCCAGUUGAGGCCUUCGCCCAGAACGUGCUGUCUAAGGCGGACGUGAUCCAGGCCACGGGAGACGCCAUCUGUAUCUUCCGGGAGCUGCAGUGUCUGACGCCCCGAGGACGGUACGACAUUAGGAUCUACCCCACGUUUCUGCAUCUGCACGGCAAGACCUUCGACUACAAGAUCCCCUACACCACGGUGCUGCGCCUCUUCCUGCUGCCCCACAAGGACCAGCGCCAGAUGUUCUUUGUGAUCAGCCUGGAUCCCCCCAUCAAGCAAGGCCAGACCCGUUACCACUUCCUGAUCCUACUCUUCUCCAAGGAUGAGGACAUCUCCUUGACUCUCAACAUGAAUGAGGAGGAGGUGGAGAAGCGCUUUGAGGGGCGGCUCACCAAGAACAUGUCGGGAUCCCUCUAUGAGAUGGUCAGCCGGGUCAUGAAGGCACUGGUGAACCGCAAGAUCACAGUUCCGGGCAACUUCCAAGGGCACUCCGGGGCCCAGUGUAUCACCUGCUCCUACAAGGCGAGCUCAGGGCUGCUGUACCCGCUGGAGCGGGGCUUCAUCUACGUCCACAAGCCACCGGUGCACAUCCGCUUCGAUGAGAUCUCCUUCGUCAACUUUGCCCGUGGCACCACCACCACACGCUCCUUUGACUUUGAAAUUGAGACCAAGCAGGGCACUCAGUAUACCUUCAGCAGCAUUGAGAGGGAGGAGUAUGGGAAGCUGUUCGAUUUUGUCAACGCAAAAAAACUCAACAUCAAAAACCGAGGAUUGAAAGAGGGCAUGAACCCCAGCUACGAUGACUAUGCUGACUCUGAUGAAGAUCAGCACGAUGCCUACUUGGAGCGGAUGAAGGAGGAGGGCAAGAUCCGGGAGGAGAAUGCCAACGACAGCAGCGAUGACUCGGGCGAAGAAACGGAUGAGUCUUUCAACCCAGGUGAAGAGGAGGAGGACGUGGCAGAGGAGUUUGACAGCAACGCCUCUGCCAGCUCCUCCAGUAACGAAGGCGACAGUGACCGGGAUGAGAAGAAAAGGAAGCAGCUUAAAAAGGCCAAGAUGGCCAAGGAUCGCAAGAGCCGCAAGAAGCCUAUGGAGGUGAAGAAGGGCAAAGACCCCAAUGCCCCCAAGAGGCCCAUGUCUGCCUACAUGCUGUGGCUCAAUGCCAGCCGAGAGAAGAUCAAGUCCGACCAUCCCGGCAUCAGUAUCACUGAUCUGUCCAAGAAGGCGGGUGAGAUCUGGAAGGCAAUGUCCAAGGAGAAGAAAGAGGAGUGGGAUCGCAAAGCUGAGGAUGCCAGGAGGGAAUAUGAAAAAGCCAUGAAAGAAUAUGAUGGGGGCAGGGGUGAGUCUUCUAAGAGGGACAAGUCAAAGAAGAAGAAGAAAGUAAAGGUAAAGAUGGAAAAGAAGUCAACACCCUCUAGGAGCUCAUCAUCCAAGUCAUCAUCAUCAAGGCCGCUCAGUGAGAGCUUCAAGAGCAAAGAGUUUGUGUCCAGUGAUGAGAGCUCUUCAGGAGAGAACAAGAGCAAAAAGAAGAGAAGGCGGAGUGAGGACUCGGAAGAAGAGGAACUAGCCAGCACUCCCCCCAGCUCAGAAGACUCUGCGUCCGGAUCUGAUGAGUAG
Molecule: messenger RNA, 2133 nt
Organism: Pipistrellus nathusii (Nathusius's pipistrelle)
Lineage: Eukaryota; Metazoa; Chordata; Mammalia; Chiroptera; Vespertilionidae
Source: the annotation of a GenBank genome assembly